Vidua macroura (Pin-tailed whydah) is the source of this 2278-nucleotide messenger RNA. RefSeq names its product SRY-box transcription factor 13 (gene SOX13). The record is from RefSeq and is a predicted model, not a curated record. Gene Ontology annotation, biological process: cell fate commitment; regulation of transcription by RNA polymerase II. Lineage: Eukaryota; Metazoa; Chordata; Aves; Passeriformes; Viduidae. Gene Ontology annotation, cellular component: nucleus. Gene Ontology annotation, molecular function: DNA-binding transcription factor activity, RNA polymerase II-specific; RNA polymerase II cis-regulatory region sequence-specific DNA binding. The transcript has 14 exons. Bases 77 to 1912 code for a protein of 611 amino acids.
CUCCCGCUGGCCCCGAGCAGCCACCGCGCUCGCCGCUCGCUGUCCCCUCGUCCCGCUCGGUCCCUCGCUCCCGGGGAUGUCCAUGAGGAGCCCCAUCUCUCCACCCCCGGAGCUGGAUGGAGCGGGCACCAUGGUGAACUGCGCCGUCAAGACGGAGGAGAGGAAGGAGGGCGGCCCCGAGACCCCCCCGGGGGCUGCCCCCAGCGCCGAGCCCCGGCCCCACGACCCCCCAGGGCCACCACCCAGGGAUGGCACCGAGCCCCAGGCCCUGCCACAGGAAUCCCGCUCUCCCACCGGGGACGUUCCCGAGCCCCGGCGCUCCGCCUUCGAGCCGGCCGGCAGCGGCCAGGAGAAGCUGGACUUCAACAGGAACCUGAAGGAAGUGAUGCCGACCAUCGAGAAGCUGCUGGCCAGUGACUGGAAGGAGCGGCUGCUGGGCCGGAACCCGGCUGAAUCCAAGGAAGUGAAAGGAACCCAGGAGAGCCUGGCGGAGAAGGAGCUGCAGCUGCUGGUGAUGAUCAACCAGCUGUCCACGCUGCGGGACCAGCUGCUGACGGCGCACUCGGAGCAGAAGAACAUGGCCACCAUGCUCUUCGAGAAGCAGCAGCAGCAGAUGGAGCUGGCACGGCAGCAGCAGGAGCAGAUCGCCAAGCAGCAGCAGCAGCUCAUCCAGCAGCAGCACAAGAUCAACCUCCUCCAGCAGCAGAUCCAGCAGGUCAACAUGCCCUAUGUGAUGAUCCCCGCCUUCACCCCCGGCCACCAGCCCCUCCCGGUCACCCCCGAGUCCCAGCUGGCACUGCCCAUCCAGCCCAUCCCCUGCAAACCGGUGGAUUACCCCGUGCAGCUCCUGCACAGCCCCCCUCCCCCCACGCUGAAGAGACCCGCGGGCCCGGGACACCUCCAGAUGCAGGAGACCUCGCAGCCGCUGAACCUGACGGCCAAACCCAAAGGUUCCGAGCUCCCCAGUGCCUCCAGUUCGCCCAGUUUGAAGCUGAGCGGGUGCCAGUCCCUCACGCCGAGCCACGGGGCCAGCAGGGAGCUGCAGAGCAGCCCGUCCAGCCUCCCUCUGGGAUUCCUGGGAGAGGGCGAUGCCAUCACCAAAGCCAUCCACGACGCGCGGCAGCUGCUGCACGGCCACGGCGCCGCCAUGGAGGGCUCCCUGAGCAGCCCCUACCGCAAGGAGCCCGUCGGGAUCGACUCCUCCCCGGUGAAGGAGCGGAUGGAGGAGACCCCCGGCCACCGGCUGGACGAGGCUCUGCUGAGCUGCGAGAUGGACGGCUCCCGGCACUUCCCAGAGUCCAGGAACAACAACCACAUCAAGCGGCCCAUGAACGCCUUCAUGGUGUGGGCCAAGGACGAGCGCAGGAAGAUCCUGCAGGCAUUCCCGGACAUGCACAACUCCAGCAUCAGCAAGAUCCUGGGAUCCCGCUGGAAAUCCAUGUCCAACCAGGAGAAGCAGCCCUACUACGAGGAGCAGGCGCGGCUGAGCCGGCAGCACCUGGAGAAGUACCCGGACUACAAAUACAAACCGCGGCCCAAGCGCACCUGCAUCGUGGAGGGCAAGCGGCUGCGCGUGGGCGAGUACAAGGCGCUGAUGAGGAACCGUCGCCAGGACGCCCGGCAGGGAUUCCUGAUAGGGCCGCAGGGCAGCCAGGUGCCCCCCAGCUCCUCGGACGUGCUGUACCCGCGGCCGGUGGGCGUGCAGCUGCCCCCGCCCCUCCUGGAGCAUUACCUGCCCCGCGGCGCGGACCCCGCCAUGCCCGUCAUCGUCAACACCCGCAGCCUCAAGGACGGGGACGCCGGGGACGACGGGCACUCGGUGCCCGAGGGGGACGUGUACCGCUACAGCGAGGACGAGGACUCGGAGGGCGAGGACAAGAGCGACGGCGAGCUGGUGGUGCUGACGGACUGAGGGGGCGCGGGGGGACAGCGGAGGGGGGUGGCAGGGCUGGCUGCCACCACCGGGAGGGCACGGCUUGUCCAGGUGGGAUGGCACUCGGCCACAGGAGAGCUGCCCACCUGCAGAGGGGUCCCGCGAGGGUGGGCACCUGGGGUUUUGGGUGGCAAGGACUGGCUUGGCCUUGCUUCGGUGGCACGUGGAGCCGAGGCCAGCGAGCCCGGAGAUUUGGUGACAAUGUGGCUGCCGCGCUGUCACCCCUGAAGGGACCUGAGGCUCUUGGGCUGCAGGGAACCUCCAGAACAUCUCCAGCCCUGCAGCACCUGAGGGUCCUGGAGAGCCUCACCUGCUGCGCUGCUGGGCACAGGGUGGGGACAUGGA